CGACCAUCUGAAGCUAGGUUUUGAGAUCUCGAGCAGUUUCUUGGUCGGUGUUCGGCGCCUCUUCUUCACAUCUCUAACUAGGUCUUCUUCGAUAUUCGAUACAGCGGCGAGAGAUGGGCCACUCCAACGUUUGGAACUCCCAUCCGAAGAACUAUGGCCCGGGAUCACGGACUUGCCGUGUCUGCGGUAACUCGCAUGGCUUGAUCCGUAAAUACGGGCUCAUGUGUUGCAGGCAGUGCUUCCGUAACAACGCGAAGGAGAUUGGAUUCAUCAAGUACCGCUGAGAUUGAAUGGACUUCAGAGUCCCCCAGAUGGAAGCAGAAUGAUAUGAUGUUACAAGUGCACGGUUAGCUGAGAGUCAUGCAGUCUUCUUUCUUACCAAACUGUUCUUAUAAGUUUUGUUUAUUGAAACUAUAGACCUUUUUCUUCACUUGUUAUUGGCCUUUAAACUGCUGACAUUUGCCUGUCGACGACCCUUCCAUUCAGUUUCUAUUGUGAUUUUCGCCAAUUUAACUGUUGUUGUGUGCACGAUCUAUUAUUUUUAGAUGCAUUGGUAUAUUCUGUGGAAGAAAAAUUAGCUAGUACAAAUAGAAGUAUGAUUAUAUUA
Molecule: messenger RNA, 607 nt
Organism: Dendrobium catenatum
Lineage: Eukaryota; Viridiplantae; Streptophyta; Magnoliopsida; Asparagales; Orchidaceae
Product: 40S ribosomal protein S29
Exons: 3
Coding region: 114-284 (56 amino acids)
Biological process (GO): translation
Cellular component (GO): ribosome; cytosolic small ribosomal subunit
Molecular function (GO): structural constituent of ribosome; zinc ion binding
Source: RefSeq, a predicted model, not a curated record